AUCCUCCACAGCGUCUCCUUGUUCUGUUCCCUCCCUCUACUCCGUUGCUUCAACCUCCCCUUCCUCUCGUCUAUCCACCUCUUGUUCACAAUUCUGAUCUUCUGCUCCUCGUCCUUCUCAGUAUCCUGAAAACCUGUGCUCAGCAUUCCUUCAUAGAACAAGCAGCAUGAUCGACAACGUGCCCAUUCCCAUCGAUUUCGAUAUCCACAAGGAUGCUCCAUCAGUGCAAUGUCCCGAAGAACUUAAGAUUUCCGGGGAAAACAUUGUAGCUGAUAUCUCUGCUUUGUCUUUUGAACACGACCCUUUUAGCAGAGAAGAGAUUCUUGAGUGGCCAUUUCCGAAUCUGAGGGACUCCUUCAAUUCAAGCCAAUGUUCCAAAACAAAAUCUUCAAAACAUGUUUCGAUGAGCAGUCCUUCGAUGGGCAAACGCCUUCUUCAGUCCUCCUACGACCCCGACGGCGGAUACACCACGACGUACGCGAGCUUGCACGACGGGAGGGCAAGGAGGCUGUACAAUCAAAGCAUCUCAAGGGAGACGAUGAAAUAGGAUGGAUAACUGUAGAAGCAGUGAAGUAGUCGAGCAGGGGAGGAAAUCUGCGAUGUAUGAUAUGGAUGUGCGAUAUGAAUGAUCUAGUAAGAAAAGUAAAGGACUCGCAAACUUCAAAC
Guillardia theta CCMP2712 is the source of this 666-nucleotide messenger RNA. RefSeq lists its product as hypothetical. The transcript has a single exon. The record is from RefSeq and is a predicted model, not a curated record. The annotation marks the transcript as partial. Lineage: Eukaryota; Cryptophyceae; Pyrenomonadales; Geminigeraceae.